AUGCUCAAGAACCAGUCGCUGACCAUCGCGGCCAUCCUCAUCGCCGGCGUCUUCGGCCUCUUUCUCUUCUUCGACCCCCUCGGCGUCUCCCUCGAUGUUCCCUCCCACGUCUCCGUCACACACACAGUCCUCUUCCAGUUCAGCAAAGACGCCAGCCCGGAUGCCAUUCAAGAGGCAUGUGGUCGCAUGAUCGCCCUCAAGGACGCCUGUGUCAAUCCUUCAACCCAAAAGCCCUACAUUGUCUCACUGAGAGGCGGCAAGGACAACUCAGCCGAGGGCAAGCAGGGCGGCGCCACACAUGGUUUCGUCGUGGAAUUUGCAUCAACAGCCGACAGAGACUACUACAUCCAGCACGAUCCGGCGCAUCAGACCUUUGUCCAGAGCGCCAGCGACAUUGUGCAGAAUGCCAUUGUGGUUGACUUCGAGAACGGCCUCUUCUAG
Messenger RNA from Phaeoacremonium minimum UCRPA7, 441 nucleotides. RefSeq names its product putative stress responsive a b barrel domain-containing protein. The transcript is spliced from 3 exons. The record is from RefSeq and is a predicted model, not a curated record. NCBI's taxonomy places the organism in Eukaryota, Fungi, Ascomycota, Sordariomycetes, Togniniales, Togniniaceae. Bases 1 to 441 code for a protein of 146 amino acids.